UUCUCUUCUUCAUUCCCUCCCUCCCUCUCUCCGCCCGCCGUGAGGGCGGGAGGGAAGCGGCAGCCCCGAGCGGGAGGCGAGGGAGGCGGCGCGCCGGGAGCCAUGCGGGAGUACAAGGUGGUGGUGCUGGGCUCGGGCGGCGUGGGCAAGUCCGCCCUCACCGUCCAGUUCGUGACGGGUUCUUUCAUCGAGAAGUAUGACCCCACCAUUGAGGACUUCUACCGUAAGGAGAUCGAGGUGGACUCCUCGCCGUCGGUGCUGGAGAUCCUGGACACGGCGGGCACCGAGCAGUUCGCCUCCAUGCGGGACCUCUACAUCAAGAACGGGCAGGGCUUCAUCCUGGUAUACAGUCUGGUGAACCAGCAAAGCUUCCAGGACAUCAAGCCCAUGCGGGACCAAAUCAUCCGAGUGAAGAGGUACGAGAGGGUGCCCAUGAUCCUGGUGGGCAACAAGGUGGACCUGGAGGGCGAGCGGGAGGUCUCCUUCGGGGAGGGCAAAGCCCUGGCCGAGGAGUGGAGCUGCCCCUUCAUGGAAACCUCGGCCAAAAACAAAGCCUCGGUGGACGAGCUCUUCGCGGAGAUCGUCAGGCAGAUGAACUACGCCUCGCAGCCCAAUGGGGACGAGCAGUGCUGCUCCUCCUGCGCCAUCCUCUGAGGGCGGCGGCGGGUCGGGGCUCGGCGGGAGCGGAGCGGGAGCGGCCCCGCGGGCGGGCGCGCUGCCCUCGGCAGCCGCCGACACCGAACGCACUCAAAACACAAACAAAAACAAAAAAAAAACGAAAAAAAAAAAUCGUGUUGGAAAUGUGGCUUUUUUCGGCAUGUACGUUUCGUCCAGUCCUGGUCGUGGCAUAUUUCCCGUCGGUGUCUUCGCGGCGUGCUGCCCCGCGCUGUGGCACCGGGAGGACGACGCCGGCGAGGAGCUGCCCUUUGCCCGCGUGGGGAGCGGGGUCAGUGCGGAUCCCCCUUUCCCUGCCCCGCCGGUGUGAGGAUCGCUAUGCAAAGUUGCAAAGUCGGGGGUUGUGCCGGGGCGCCUGGCCCGGGGCGUUGCACGUCUGACCCGGGACGAACUCGAACCCUACGGCAGCCCGGCGCGGGGUGCUGGGGAGCGCCUGCGACGAGCCGUGGGAUACCUUCCUAUUCUGUUUACCUGCUGUAUCGGAUGGGAGUUUGCAGGAGAGUGGUAGCGUGUUGGGUUUUCCCUGGGUUCUGUUUUUUUAAAAUCAGCUGUGAAAAUGUUACAACUCUGCACAAUUUUUUAGGUGUGCGUGUGUGUGUGAUUUCGUUUUCAUUUUAAUUUUUCGUUUGGUGGGUGGGAGCAGUGUUUUUUGUGGUUUUUCUUCCGAGGGUUUUUCUUUUUAGGUUGGCAAUAACUGAUUUUGAUGACUAGCUCUCUAAAGUGCAAAGACUUCCUAUAUGUGAUGCAGGGCCAACAGCAACCCUGUGUCUAUAGAGUGCCUUCAAAACUCAGCUGUUCCAGCCGGUGCCAACCUGUGAAAGCUCCACAGAAUUCCAUUAUCUACUACUCCAAAAACUACUUAACAGUUUCCUUGCAGUAAUCAUACCGAACAAACCAGGACAAAAGGGCCUAUUGUCAGUGGAAUUUAUUUCUUAUUUCCAUCUGAGCCUUUUAACUGUUGUUUCCAUGUCUUGCAAGUUCGGGCUUCAUUUACUUCAAAUUUACAAGAAUUUAGCCUUUUGGUUUUUUUUUGGGGAGGAGGGCUUUUUUUGUUUUCCUUCCCCCCCCCCCCCCCCCCCGGUUUUGUUGUGGAAUGUACCUCCAGCCAGCAAAGAAGGAAAUCUUAUCAUUGUGAUGUACCAAGAAAAUUCUAACAACUGUCAUUUUAAUUCCAGACAUGCAUUCAAGAGAUGUCUAUCCAUUUUAAGAAUUUUAAUACAGAUGCUGUUUUUUAGAAAACAAAUUUGUGCGCUUUUAUGUAUUACAUGAAACACUAACUUUCACAUAGGCUUUUAAUCCUGGUUUGUAUCUUAAUAGAAGUGAAGGGAGGGGUGGGGGGCUCGAUUAGCUAAGGAUAGUGUUUAAAAAGAAAAGACCACAAGAUUGCUAUUUUACCUAAUACUACAGUUUUUCAUUUGUGUUUAGGUCCUGAUCCUAUGUGAUGGCAGCAUAUGAGUGGAAAGCUGUAUUCAGUAGGCAGCUUUAGGAAGACAACAGAUUCUUCAUGUUUUCUAGUGUCUCCUGUUUCUCUACUGCCUGUGUUGUGACUGAAGAAUAAUGCAAAAAUGGGUGUUUGUGGCACACAGCGGCACAUAAAGUCCAGUUUUUCCCAGCCUAGCAGAGCAGCUGAAGCCAGCCUAGUAAAUUCCAGGUUAUGCUAGGCUUUUCUGUAGAUAUAUUCUAUUUCUUGCCAAAAAGGUGUGUUCAUUAAACAGUGAAGCGUUUAAGAAACCAUGGCAUGGGUCUAAUCAGAAUUCUGAAUGUAUUUAGGUGUUCAAUGUUCUCUAUGACUUGGUGAGGACAGUACAAAAAAGUAAAGCUCAGUAGUCUGAUCUUCCAAAUACUCUGAAGUGUUUUGGUGCUUGUUAAACAUAGGCCUUGUCUAUAAAGUAGAAAAAAAGUAAUACUGCUUUAACUUGACCGAAUAAUGAAAGCUAUAUUAGCUUCUACACUUGAGGAAAAUGUUGUAUCAAUAUAAAGGUACUCUUUUAUUCCUUUUCCCUGUGGGAAUAUGUUAUAUCCGUGCCAAUACAAAGGUGGUAUAUAGCUCUUUUCAAACUGAGAAUUGCAAAUAUUUAAUUGAUUUGGAAGAAAAAAUACAUUCCCAGGCAAAAUACUUCCUGACAGUGCAGAAAAUGUAUAAACAAGGCCUUAGUUUAAGGCUGGUCUUACGGCCACAUUUUUUGCUGUAUAUAAUGAUUGUAUUUUUUAAAAUCCAAGCUUGUUCUAUUGCAAGAAAGUGUGUCUUUGAAAUCCUAGUCUCUGUGAUUGUAACUGUGCAGUAUUCUCAACCUCAUUUUCAAUACAAGUGUGGUUCUUCUCAACAUGAUGCUCAGGCUUUGUUGAUGUUUAUGGUUCUGGAGAUGUUGAAUUAUGUGGCUGUGGGAUUCCUGAUGGUUCUGCUUCUCUCAAAAGAAUGUACAGCAAGUUUUUGGGGUAUUUUAAAUAAAGGGCAGCUGGCUCUUUAUAACUUC
Messenger RNA from Pezoporus flaviventris, 3149 nucleotides. It is a transcript of the gene RAP2B, whose product is annotated as RAP2B, member of RAS oncogene family. Gene Ontology annotation, biological process: negative regulation of cell migration; Rap protein signal transduction. The coding region runs from base 103 to 654 and encodes 183 amino acids. Gene Ontology annotation, molecular function: GTPase activity; GTP binding; GDP binding. Gene Ontology annotation, cellular component: plasma membrane. The record is from RefSeq and is a predicted model, not a curated record. The transcript has 2 exons. NCBI's taxonomy places the organism in Eukaryota, Metazoa, Chordata, Aves, Psittaciformes, Psittacidae.